Molecule: messenger RNA, 2561 nt
Organism: Myxocyprinus asiaticus (Chinese sucker)
Lineage: Eukaryota; Metazoa; Chordata; Actinopteri; Cypriniformes; Catostomidae
Gene: gpc5a
Product: glypican 5a
Exons: 8
Coding region: 193-1878 (561 amino acids)
Biological process (GO): cell migration; regulation of protein localization to membrane; positive regulation of canonical Wnt signaling pathway
Cellular component (GO): cell surface; plasma membrane; extracellular region
Source: RefSeq, a predicted model, not a curated record
UUCCACCUCCACACCAACUGCGCUCUGAAGAUACUGCGCGAAAUCCUCCACAGCCUCGUAUUUGUUAUUUUCACACAUGUAUUCAUCAAGCAAGUUUUCCGAGACAUAAAUAAUACGCCCAGGUUUAGAGGCAGCACGAUUUUAACUCGGACGGACAAACGGACAAUUUCGGCUUCUGGUCAGUUUUUAGAGAUGGGGAUGCGUGGAGUUUUGGUUUAUGCCUUUUUAGCGGCUUUUAUCGAUCCGAGUUGGGGAAGUUUGGCGAACUGCGAUGAAGUGCGGAAAGUGUUCCAACAGAAGCAAAUCGGACCUUUAAAUUCAUUACCUGAAACGCCGAGAACAGGUUCAGAUCUCCAAGUUUGUUUGUCCAGAAAUGUAACGUGCUGCACUAAGAAGAUGGAGGAACGUUAUCAGGUGGCGGCACGACGAGACAUCCAAAAUCUUCUCCAGAUAUCCAGCUCUAGUCUGAAGUUCCUGAUCUCACGGAAUGUGGCUGCUUUUCAUGAAACUGUAGAGUAUUUGGUGCAUCAGGCGGAAAACCACACCCAUGCUGUCCUCCUGCAUACCUACCGUGAUCUGGCCAAUCACGCGGCACCCUAUGUUGGCGAGUUCUUCACGGACGUUGGUCUCUUCAUUUUGGGUUCCGAGCUCAGCCUAGAAGAAGCUUCGCAACGUUUUUUCAGUGCCCUCUUCCCCCUUGUUUACGAACAACUGGUCGAGCCAGGUCUCUCCCGCUUUGCUCCUGCAUACGCAGAAUGCGUCCGGGCGGCCUGUCGGGACCUGGCACCUUAUGGCGGGGCACCGGGUCGCCUUGCCGCACACAUCUCCCACGCCUCAUUGCCCGGCCGGGUGUUUCUGCAAGCUCUUCACUUGGGUGUAGAGGUCAUCAACACUACCGACCAUGUUCAGCUUAGUCGCGAGUGUAGACGUGGAUUGCUACGGAUGAAUUACUGCCCACACUGCCAGGGCCUGACCGCUAGCAAGCCCUGCAUGGGCUACUGCCUCAAUGUGGUCAGAGGGUGUCUUGCCAGCCUGGCCGAGGUCGAUUCCCAUUGGAGGGUGUUUGUGCGCUCGUUAGAAACCGUUUCCACGCGCAUGCAUGGAGCGCAGGACCUGGAGCACGUGCUUUUGGGAGUGCACGGGCUGGUCAGAGACGCAGUAGCGCAUGCACAGAGGAACGGACCUAGGCUUUCUGUGCAGGUACAUAAGGUGUGUGGUCACCCAAGCAGACAGCCGGAACAGGUCAGCGGCGUUCAACACGGCAACAGAGGCAGAGACUCGAUACCUCUUAAAGGGCCGGUCAGAAACACAGAAGACACCCUCAGCAACAGGAGGAAGGAGUUUAUAAACAGUUUGCGUCUGUACCGCACAUUCUACGGUGGCCUGGCGGAUCAGCUGUGUGUGAGUGAACUCGCCUCUGGAGACGGACUGGCCUGCUGGAACGGUGCUGACGUUGUCAAAAGCUACACGCUUCGAGUGGUUGGCAACGGGAUUAAAGCUCAGGCAGAAAACCCUGAAGUCAAAGUGAAAGAGGCUGAUCCUGUGAUCAAUCAAGUCAUUGAUAAAUUGAAGCACAUCAAUCAGCUGUUGCAGGGCAAGACGAUCCCAAAACUGGGCACCCUGGACCAAAUCGAGACAGGAAGUGGAGAUGGGUACAGCGGAGACUGUGAUGAUGAAGACGGAUGUUGGGGUUCAGGAAACGGAGCAGCCGAGCGAAGAAGAAUCAUCAAGAUAUUGACGCCGGAAAAUGCCGACAAUCACAGAUACCAUCACCCACAAACAAAGGACUUUGAUCGGACGGAUUCUGGCACAAAAGUAGUGCAAAAUCUCCCACUGACUCUCAUGUUGAUAUGUGUAUUUGCACUGUUGUCAUGGUAACAUUGAACAACUGGGGUAACCCAGUCUGAAGACUGCUUUUUCCCACUGUUUAUUGGAAAGCAAAGAAAUGUGCCAGCUUUUAAAAAGUGGAAUUUUGAAAUUCCAGUUUUUACCGAAUGAGAAGGUCCUCUUGACUUGAAGAUACUUGGAACGUAAAAAUGGAACAUAAAAAGGCAAAACUGGCAUUGAUGGCAUUGAGGACUAUGUUUAAAAGGAAAUUAACUGAGAGUGAAUCAAUUAGAGCAAAGCUCUCCUUUCAUAGACCCUUUUAAUUUACAAAGAGUUUCUAUAUUAAACGUAACAGGCUACUAAGAAAUACUGCAAACGUUUCACACUGCCUUGAAUAAUGUGCUUUCUACAGGGUUCAAAAUAACACUUUCAGAGAAAAAAAAAAAAAUGUAUUCUUUAAUGAUGUAUGAUGUAUUCAAAGAAUAGUUCUGAGCUGAAAUGAGCGUAGCACACAUGGAACGAUGCAAUAUUUCUGAUGCCACUUACUGCUUUUGGAAUACUUCUUGGUACCAUGUACCUAAAUUACCUUUUUUUCAACAUCUUGUUUUUAAAUGUACUGUUGUUUCUUUUCAUUUGAAAUCGCGUACAACGCACCUUAACAAAAUGCAUUAAGAUUUACAAUGUAUUUAUUCUUGGUUACAGAGUGACAUUAAACAGAUCUAAUAAAACUAAAU